GCAAUCCGAUCGCUCUCAAUCAAUGAGAACAUUUUUAUCACCCUGAAAAGAAACCUGUACCCCCAUGAUCUUGAUUACUGAGCUGGAAAUCAUUUUAAGUCUUGAAAUCAGGAAAGACACUGCUGAUCCUGUAACAUGGAGGAUUGCCUUCAUACCUCAUCUGAGAAUCUAUCCAAAUUGGUCAGCUGGGCCCACAGCCAUGGAACCAUUUGCAGCCUCAUUCCAAACCUGAAACACUUACUUUCAGAAGGUUCCCAUGGGAACCUGACGGCAAUGUGGGGCUGUAGUGCAGGCCACGCUUAUCACUGGCCACUGACAGCUACUUGCAGAGCUGGCUCCCAAGAAAGGGUCUGUUUCCAGGAUAACAGAAGUUUUAACUCUGAUAGUCCAAGUAUAAUUGGCGUGCCCUCUGAGACUCAAACUAGCCCAGUUGAAAGGUACCCUGGGAGACCAGUGAAAGCGAAGCUAGACUGUAAUCGGACCAGAGACUCCUGUGACUUCUCUUAUUGCAGUGAGCCCUCUGAACUGGAUGAGGCGGUUGAAGAGUAUGAAGAUGAAAAUACUCUGUUUGACAUGGUUUGUGAGUCCUCUGUGACGGAUGAAGAUAGUGACUUUGAACCCCAACCGCAGAGGCCUCAAAGCAUUGCGCGAAAAAGGCCUGGAAUAGUCCCAUCUUCUCUCCAUUCGAGCUCCCAGACUCAAAUGAUUGAUGAAUGCAGCAGUGAUGUCAUCAUUAAGAAGAUCAAACAAGAGAUUCCCGAAGAUUACUACAUUGUGGCAAAUGCAGAGCUGACUGGAGGGGUAGAUGGGCCAGCCCUGUCAUUGACACAGAUGGCAAAACCCAAGUCUCAGGCUCAUGCUGGGCCCUCCUUAGGGUCUGCUAAGCUGAUUUCCCACGUAACAUCCGCCAUCAGCACAGAGCUGGACCCACAUGGUGUGUCUGCAUCCCCCUCUGUGAUGUCUAGACCAGUCGUCCAGAAGACCACCAGGGUAUCUCUGGCUUCACCUAACAGGGGACCCCCUGGUGCCCAUGGCACCAGCCAGCACGUGGCCAUGCAGAUGCCCGUGAGCACAUCCCAUCCUAACAAACAGAUCAGCAUCCCUUUGUCUGCCCUGCAGCUGCCGGGACAGGAUGAACAAGUUGCUUCCGAAGAGUUCCUGUCCCAUCUGCCCAGCCAGGUCUCUUCCUGUGAGGUGGCCCUUUCUCCCUCAGUUAACACAGAGCCAGAAGUGAGCUCCAGUCAGCAGCAGCCCCCAGUCGCUCCAACCAUAACCACCGAGGCCACGGCACAGUGCAUACCAGCCUAUUCUACUAAGCUCAACAAAUUUCCUGUAUUUAAUAUUAAUGAUGACUUGAAUGAUCUAUGUACCAGUGCAGUAAGCCCAAACACGACCAAAGCCACGCGGUAUGCCCUGAAUGUGUGGCGAUAUUGGUGCAUGACCAAUGGGCUCAAAGAUCACACAGACAUCACCAAGGAUCUCAUUUUGCCCAAUGGCGGUACUCCAGCAGGCACCGCGAGUCCAGCUUCUUCAUCUUCCCUUCUCAACAGACUUCAGCUUGAUGAUGACAUGGAUGGUGAGACCAGAGACCUCUUUGUCACGGUUGAUGACCCUAAGAAGCAUGUCUGUACAAUGGAGACCUACAUCACGUACAGGAUCACCACCAAAAGUACUCGGGUGGAGUUUGACCUGCCAGAAUAUUCUGUCCGUCGAAGAUACCAGGAUUUCGACUGGUUGAGGAACAAACUGGAAGAAUCCCAGCCCACUCAUCUCAUUCCCCCACUUCCUGAGAAGUUUGUGGUGAAAGGUGUUGUGGAUCGAUUUUCAGAAGAGUUUGUGGAGACCAGAAGAAAAGCUUUGGAUAAAUUCCUGAAAAGAAUUACAGAUCACCCUGUGCUCUCCUUCAAUGAACACUUUAAUGUUUUCCUUACUGCCAAGGACCUGAACGCCCACAAGAAGCAAGGGAUGGCAUUGCUGACUCGAGUGGGCGAGUCGGUCAAGCAUGUCGCUGGCGGCUACAAGCUGAGAAAUCGGCCUCUUGAAUUCGCAGCCAUCGGCGAGUACUUAGACACGUUUGCGCUCAAGCUGGGAACCAUCGAUCGAAUAGCCCAGCGGAUCAUCAAGGAAGAAAUAGAGUACCUUGUAGAGCUGAGAGAAUACGGGCCCGUGUACUCCACAUGGAGCGCCCUAGAGGCGGAGCUGGCCGAGCCCCUGGAGGGUGUGUCAGCCUGCAUCGGCAACUGCUCUACAGCCUUGGAGGAACUGACCGAUGACAUGACAGAGGACUUUCUACCUGUGCUCAGGGAAUAUAUUUUAUACUCUGACUCCAUGAAGAGCGUGCUGAAGAAGAGGGACCAAGUGCAAGCCGAGUAUGAAGCCAAACUGGAAGCUGUGGCUCUGAGGAAGGAAGAGCGGCCCAAGGUCCCAGCAGAUGUGGAGAAGUGUCAGGAUCGGAUGGAGUGUUUCAACGCUGAUCUGAAAGCCGACAUGGAGAGGUGGCAGAACAACAAGAGACAGGACUUUCGGCAGCUGCUCAUGGGAAUGGCCGACAAGAACAUCCAGUAUUACGAGAAGUGCCUCAUGGCGUGGGAGUCGAUCAUCCCGCUACUGCAGGAGAAGCAAGAGGCCAAGUAAGCUCCUUCUCGGACCGAGACUCUCCUACCUGCGCAGGGCCUGGCCGCCGCCCCGGAACGUCCCUGCGGUGCCAGACACGCGGCAGCGAGAAAACAGCCGCAGCAGCAUCUCUCCUCGGUGUCCUCCUUCCCCUCCCCCUCCCCCGCCUCUGUCUGACAGUUGCUUUCCAUGAGUAUUUAUUCCUUGGUGGAGUCCGUAAAGGGCUGUCGUCAUCUCUCGGCGGAAGAAGCGUGCCUCCGUGGUGUGAAGGAACCUGCUCGGUGGGACACUAUGAAGAUUUGAAACUGGGGCACAUCAGCCCUCAGCUGACGUUCUGACAUCUCUUUACAGUCCCCCCUCUGGGGCCAGCAGAGUUGCCUGCUGAGGAGGAGAGCCGGGUCCUGCUCCGCAAGGCCGUGGGGAAGGCAUGAGCAGGAGGCGGCGCUUGCUUUCUGUGGACGCCCGGCCGCUCUGACAUUGGCCUCCACGGGCCUUGACUCAUCUCGGCCUGGAAGGUGGUGUCGGCGCCUCCAGGAAGAGCCCUUAAUGUACAGUGGUCUGUGUGGCUCUGAGUGUGGCCUGCUGCCUGCCCGUCACGAGUGACACCUGUGUUACGGUUUCCGGUUCGUGUGGGACCGCUUAAAUCGGUGUCUUGGUGCAUCCACGCUAGAGCCAGCCAGCCAGCGUCCUUGUCCUUAUGCCGAUGCCUUGAGAAGUGGAGGGAGCAGUGUUCCCCAAACUCGUUUUCUGACACUAAAAUGUAGUAGGUUGGGAACUGUUUUACGUAAAAUGAAAAAAAAAGGGUGCAUUUUUCUCUGUGACGUUCUUCACCGUUCUUUUGGUUGUUAAAUGGCAUCAGGGUAGAGAGACAGGCCUGAGAGGGGUCAUCUGUUGUCUUGAAGUCGGAAUAACUCUGAGUUGUUGAGAGUUGCUGAGGUCAGCGGGCGUAUACCAAGCCCCACCUCCCGUGUCCACUUUGUGCAAUUUGCCUUUACCUCACCAAAAAUUGCUAGUUUAGUGUUUCCUCCUCUGUCCACUGAACGUUUGGGCAAGCUCUGGGGGAGAGGCUGGUGUGUUCUUAGGAUACAGUGAAGGUUUGUAAACUCUAGUGUGAAUGAAUGCUCCACAUGAAGUGCUUUAACUUUGCUGUUUCCUAGUCAGAAAGAAGAGCCCGCAUCCAGAUGGGCCUCGAAGAUGACAUGUGUGACGGCAAACUCUUUGCUUCUAGUUAAGCUCACAUCUCCUCCUGGCUCAUUUGAAGCCUUCAUUUCAGAUUCUUAACAGGUUUCCUUUUCCAGUGUGUCAACACAAAAUAGACAAAAAGGAUCUCUUCCUCCAGCUUAUUAUCUUUCCCCUCUUGAAGUGAAA
This is a messenger RNA of Budorcas taxicolor (takin), 3981 nucleotides long. It is a transcript of the gene SNX30, whose product is annotated as sorting nexin family member 30. The coding region runs from base 136 to 2634 and encodes 832 amino acids. Gene Ontology annotation, molecular function: protein binding; phosphatidylinositol binding. The transcript has 12 exons. Lineage: Eukaryota; Metazoa; Chordata; Mammalia; Artiodactyla; Bovidae. The record is from RefSeq and is a predicted model, not a curated record. Gene Ontology annotation, cellular component: cytoplasm.